AUGACUCCAAUUUCUGUAUUCAAAAGCACCUUUCAUGAUACACCAAUGGCUUUCUCCACAGUGCUUGUAUGCGCCGUGUUGUGCAUCCUGGCAAGCGUCGCAUUGGGCGAGAAGAAGGCCGGGAGCGUUCUACACCACAGUGGUUGGCAAAGCUCCGGCGGCAGCUACAGCUCCUCCUCCGGGUCCUCAGGCCAAGGGACCUCAGGACUGCUGCCACUGGCUACUCUGGCUGUGAUCUACAAUUCCGUGUCUUCGGGCUCUUCGGGGGGAAGCUAUGGUUCCUCGGGUUCUAACGUAGGCUCCCAAAGCAGUGGUUACGGUUCGUCGGGUUCUACAGGAGGGUCCCACAGCAGUAGCUACGGUUCGUCUGGCUCUGGAGGGUCCUUUGGCGGUGGCUACGGUUCGUCGGGAUCUACAGGUUGGUCCUUCAGUAGUAGUUCCGGUUCGUCGGGUUCCGGAGGGUCCCAGAGCAGUAACUACGGUUCGUCGGGUUCUACAGGAGGUUCCUACGGCGGUGGCUACGGUUCCUCGGGAUCCUCAAGUUGGACUUACGGCAGUGGCAAUGGCGGACUUGGUUCAGGCGGAACCAUCCUUUUCGGACAGGGUUCUUCAGGUUCCAGCGGUGGCUUCGGGUCUGUGGUUUCCUCAGGAGGAACUUUCAAUAAUGGUUAUGGUUCUUCGAGCGGAACCCUUAGUAAUGGCCAUGGUUCUUCGAGCUCGAAUACCAUCGGUGGCCACGGCUCCUCCAGCGGAAGUUCAGGCAACAGUCUGUACCAUAAGCCUUUCGCCUACAGUAUUUCUCACCCAGCCUUCCGCCUCCACAGCGCCAUCUUGAGCGGCUUCAUCAGCGGCGUCGUCUCGGGAGGAUUCGGGUCGGGAAGCUCAGGAUCUGGAGGAUCAGGAUCAGGACACUAUGCUUCAGUAUCCGGAGGAGGAGGAGGAGGAGGAGGAGGACACGGCAGCGGAGGAUCGACAAGUUCAGGAUCUGGGAGCUACACGUCAGGGGGAUCCUCGGGAGGAGCUGCUUCCUCGGGACAAGGGAGCUCCUGCAGGUACUGGUGCAGGACGCCCUCGGACCAAUACUACUGCUGCGAGAACGCCAGUCAGAGCGCCAGUCGCGUCGAGGUUCACGAAGGGCGCUGUCCAGAGGUGCGCCCCGAGUGCCCGCCGACGCGCAGUGGGCCGCCCAAACCGUGCAGCAACGACGGGUCCUGCUCGCUCUCCGAGAAAUGCUGCUUCGACAAAUGCCUCGAUCAGCAUGUCUACAUCAGAAGGCAUCAGGAGCCAGAUAAAUAUAUUACUCAUGGUGUGGUUUGCUGUGCCACUGUCAUUGGCGUAUACUGCUAUUUCUAG
Messenger RNA from Penaeus chinensis, 1353 nucleotides. Its product is annotated as keratin, type I cytoskeletal 9-like. The record is from RefSeq and is a predicted model, not a curated record. Lineage: Eukaryota; Metazoa; Arthropoda; Malacostraca; Decapoda; Penaeidae. The coding region runs from base 1 to 1353 and encodes 450 amino acids. The transcript has 4 exons.